UCGCCCAUCAUGUCGCCCAACAUGUCGCUCUUCUCGGUCAAUGCCGUCCUGAUCUUGGCCGCUGACGACUCGUCGCGCAUCCUCGCCAAAUACUACUCUCCCNCUCAUGCUCCUGCGAAUGCUACGGCCAACGACUUCCCCGGUGCCAACCCAUACCCUCAACUCAAGGACCAAAAGGCUUUUGAGAAGGGACUCUUGGAGAAGACGGCCAAGCAGAACAGCGACAUUAUCCUCUACGACAACCGAAUUGUAGUCUUCAAGAUGGAGAGCGAUGUCAUGCUUUACGUCGUUGGAGGCGCCGACGAGAACGAGAUUCUGCUCUACUCUGUUGUUCUGGCUCUGCGCGACUCUCUGAACAUCCUGCUCAAGAACUCUGUUGACAAGCGCACAAUUGUUGAAAACUACGACCUGGUAUCGCUUGCUAUUGACGAGAUCAUCGACGACGGUAUUGUGCUCGAGACGGAUCCUGUCAUCGUUGCGUCGCGUGUCAGCAAGCCCNCUGUCCAAGACAUCAGUAGCGUGCAGGGCAUCGACCUCUCGGAAGAGGGUCUGCUCAAGGCAUGGCAGUUCGGUAAGAUGAAGUUGGGCGAGAGAUUACGACAGGGCGUUAUGCGGCAGCAGCAUGACAAGCGUCACGACCAAUCAUCGAAUGCUUUGUGGGAUACUGAGGAUAUCUUAGACAGACCAGACGAACGGAACGAGUCAAUGGCCCUUUUUUCGGUGAUGUCAUGGUCUUUGACUUGUUCGGUGGGGCAGCUGCUUGUCGCCCUCUUCUUACUCUCUUCCUCUUGCAUACCAAGAUACUUUGUCNAAACAAAUAUGAAGCAGCGAUUCUCGUCCUUGGACGUCAAGGUUAUUGCUCACGAGCUCUCGUCGGCCUUGGUGAGCCUGCGCGUCUCAAACAUCUACGAUCUUUCGUCACGAAUCUUCCUGUUCAAGUUUGCCAAACCAGAGCGUCGCGAGCAACUGAUCAUAGACUCGGGCUUCCGAUGCCACCUCACCACCUUUGCUAGAGCCACCGCCGCUGCGCCCUCGCCCUUCAUCACCCGUCUCCGCAAGUACCUUCGCACCCGACGAGUCACGUCAGUCUCGCAGAUCGGUACCGACCGCAUCAUCGACAUUCAAUUCUCCGACGGCCAAUACCAUCUUUUCCUCGAGUUCUAUGCCGGUGGCAACAUUGUCCUUACCGACAAUGAACUCAACAUCAUCGGUCUGCUGAGAAACGUCGACGAGGGCGCCGAGCACGAGCGCUACCGUCUAGGCCUCCAAUACAACCUCGAGCUGCGUCAAAACUACGGAGGUGUCCCACCAUUGACCAAGGACCGAGUCCGCGCUGGUCUGGAGAAGGCCAUUGAGCGCCAGUCGCAAGAUCAGUCGACAANNAAAAAGAUCAAGAGGAAACCAGGAGACGCUCUCCGCAAGGCUCUCGCUGUCUCCAUCACUGAGUUCCCUCCUGUUGUUCUCGAUCAUGUCUUUGAAGUUACUGGCUUUGAUAAGAACGUCCAACCAUCAGAGGUCCUUGAGAACGAAGAGACGCUCGACAGACUCAUGGCUGUCUUUGACGAGGCUUCCAAGGUUCUUGCCGACAUCACCUCGGCUGAAACAGUCACCGGCUACAUUGUAUCCAAACGUAGCAAGAGGGCUGCUGCUGACGCCAGCGGAGAUGGCCAGACCGAAGAAGACAAGGCCAAGGGUCUGAUGUACGACGACUUCCACCCUUUCAAGCCGAAGCAACUCGAGAACAACCCCGAGAACGUCUUUCUGGAGUUUACUGGCUUUAACAAGACAGUAGAUGAGUUCUUCUCCUCUAUCGAGGGUCAGAAGCUGGAGUCCAAGCUGAGUGAAAGAGAGGAACAGGCAAAGAAGAGGCUCGAGUCAGCUCGUCAAGAACAUGCUCGUCGUAUCGGUUCUCUUCAGCAAACACAGGAACUCAAUGUCACAAAAGCUCAAGCUAUCGAGGCCAAUUUGGAUCGUGUAGAGGAAGCCACUGCAGCUGUAAAUGGUCUUAUUGCUCAAGGUAUGGACUGGGUCGAAAUUGAACGCCUGAUCGAGAUGGAACAGAGUCGCAACAAUGCCGUCGCCGAAAUCAUCAAGCUUCCGCUCAAACUCGAGGAAAACACAGUCACGCUGCUCCUGUCUGAUUAUUCGUACGAAGAGGAGGAGGAAGAGAUGGGCGAUGUAACCGAGAGCGACAACUCGGACAGUGAGGAUGAGGACAAGAAGAAGUCAACCAAAGGCAACCAGAAGGAAGAUAAACGUCUGACCGUCGACAUUGAUCUUGGCCUAUCUGGUUGGUCGAACGCCCGUCAAUACUACGAUCAGAAGCGCGUAGCUGCAACGAAGCAGGAGAAGACCGAGCAGGCUUCCACCAAGGCACUCAAAAGCACCGAGCAGAGAAUUCAAGCAGAUUUGAAGAAGGGUUUGAAGCAAGAGAAGGCAGUCCUUCGUCCUGUUCGCAAACAACUCUGGUUUGAGAAAUUCAUUUACUUCAUCUCGUCUGAUGGUUACCUGGUUCUUGGCGGCAAGGAUGCUCAACAGAACGAACUUCUAUACCGCCGUCACCUGAAGAAGGGUGACAUUUACGUUCAUGCCGAUCUCCAUGGCGCCUCGUCUGUCAUCAUCAAGAAUAACCCUGGAUUGGCUGAGUACGAAAUUCCUCCAUCGACCUUAUCUCAGGCCGGAAACUUGUCAGUCUGCACGUCAAGUGCAUGGGACUCCAAGGCUGUCAUGUCUGCAUGGUGGGUAAAUGCUGACCAAGUAUCAAAGACCGCUCCUACCGGAGAGUAUUUGACUACCGGUGGCUUCAUGAUUCGCGGCAAGAAGAACUUCCUUCCUCCUGCUCAACUUCUUCUCGGCUUUGCUGUCAUCUGGCAAAUCAGCGAACAAAGCAAGGCCAAGCACCCUCAAGGAGCUCAGCAGUCGCGCAAGCAGCCUGAAGAUGAAGACACAAACUCGAGUGACUCUGAGUCCGAGGGUGAAGAGGAGACAGGCGAGAAGCAGCAAGACUCCAAGCCAGAGGCUUCCGAGUCUGCACAACCGCAGUCACAAGGCAAGAAGGCUGGAAACAAAGGCAAGAAUGACAACUCCAAGGCUGCUCCCAGUCAGCCCAAGCAAAAUAAGCCUGUUCGCGGCAAGCGCGCACAGAAAUACGCCGACCAAGACGAAGAAGACCGCCGUCUCGCGAUGGAAAUCCUAGGCUCAAAGGCCGCAGAGGAAAAACGCGAAGCCGAAGAAGAAGAAAAGGCUAAAAGGCCGAAAGCGCCGAAGCAGCCAAAGAACGCCGCCGCGCAGCGUGAAGGUCUCGAGGCCGAGGAGAUCCGUCGCUUGAACUUGGAAGAAGGCAUUGAAGCCCUAGACGAAGAAGAGAGCAGCGCCGUCACACAACUCGAUGCUUACGUCGGUACACCCCUUGCCGGCGACGAACUCCUCGAGGCAAUUCCUGUCUGUGCACCUUGGGCUGCACUGGCAAAGUACAAGUACAAAGUCAAGUUGCAACCUGGUGCACAAAAGAAGGGUAGAGCGAUACGCGAGAUUAUGGAUAGCUGGGCCAAGGCCGGCACGGUCAACAAAUGGGUUGAUCAGUCCAUGACCGACACUGAACGCAUCUGGCCCAGAGAACUUGAGCUCAUCAAGAACUGGAAGGAUGUUGAGGUUAUCGGUGUGUUGCCUGUCAGCAAGGUCAGAGUCAUGAUGAGUGGAGGUGCACACGGUAGUGGUGGCAGUGGUGGACAGAAAGGCAAGGGCAAAGGCAGAGGAGGCAAGGGCUCAAAGAAGUCUCGUUGA
This is a messenger RNA of Aureobasidium vineae, 3783 nucleotides long. The record is from the annotation of a GenBank genome assembly. Lineage: Eukaryota; Fungi; Ascomycota; Dothideomycetes; Dothideales; Saccotheciaceae.